Molecule: messenger RNA, 1896 nt
Organism: Nakaseomyces glabratus
Lineage: Eukaryota; Fungi; Ascomycota; Saccharomycetes; Saccharomycetales; Saccharomycetaceae
Gene: TPN1
Product: Tpn1p
Biological process (GO): transmembrane transport
Cellular component (GO): plasma membrane; fungal-type vacuole membrane
Molecular function (GO): transmembrane transporter activity
Source: RefSeq, a predicted model, not a curated record
AUGGUUGAUGCUGGGUUGGGGUCUUCAAAGAAUGAAGACAGCAAAGACUUGCAAAAUGUGGUACAGCAAUUUGAAGUCCAGUCUGUAGACAACAGUGAUUACGACUUGGAGAAGCGCAGCACACAUAAGACAGAUCCAGAUUCCCGUACAAACAGAAGAAACAAGAAGCUAUUCGACUUGGACAGACAUGACCCCAAUUUGAACAUAUUCAUGAAAGGUUUGGCCUACUUGUUAUGGCUCUCCGAUAAGCUGGACUCUUUCGGUGUUGAAACAUCGGGUAUUGAAAGAGUUCCGCCAUAUGAGCGUGGUACAAAGAAGCAAUUCUUACAUGUGGCAGGGUUGUGGUUGAGUGCCACCGGUGGUUUGUCAUCAAUGUCUUCUUUCCUACUGGGGCCUUUACUAUUUGAAUUGAGUUUCCAGCAAGCUCUAACAUCCUCUAUGAUCUCUGUGACUGUUGGCUGUCUGGUAGCCGCUUACUGUUCGAUUAUGGGUCCACAAUCUGGUUGUAGACAAAUGGUCACCGCAAGAUACUUGUUCGGCUGGUGGUUUGUGAAAUUUGUGGCAUUGGCUGCUAUCAUUGGUGUUAUGGGUUGGUCUGUUACCAACUCAGUUGUUGGUGGUGAGAUGUUGGCAGCUAUUUCCAAUGACAGAGUGCCAUUAUGGGUCGGUAUCGUUAUCGUCACAGUUUGCUCUUUCGUUGUUGCCAUUUUUGGUAUCAAGCAAGUGCUGAGAAUCGAGACUUACAUCAGUGUCCCCGUUUUGACAUCUUUCUUGUUACUAUACAUCUCUUCCGGGAACAGAGAUUACCUGGUCCGUGAAUACAAGCCAAUCGACGUUCCUAGCAAGACAAUAAAGGGUAACUGGAUCAGUUUCUUUUCCCUGUGUUACAGUAUCACAUCUACUUGGGGUUCUAUCACUGCUGAUUAUUAUAUCUUGUUCCCAGAAGACACACCACAUUACCAAGUGUUCUUACUGACUUUGGCUGGUACAUUAAUUCCAACUACGUUUGUUGGUAUCCUUGGUUUGACGCUUGCCUCCAUCGCUAAAAGUUACCAGCCAUACGGUGAGGAGUAUGACACGCAUGGUAUGGGUGGUCUAUUGUGGGCUGGUUUCUCACGCUGGAACGGAUUUGGUAAGUUCUUGGUUGUGGUUUUGAUUUUGAGUUUGAUCUCUAACAAUAUUAUUAACACAUACUCUGCGGCAUUUGGUAUUCAACUAUCUGCAGUUUGGGCUGCUAGAGUCCCACGUUGGUUUUGGUGUAUUGUUUGUACCAUCGUCUAUCUGGUUUGCGCUUUAGUUGGUCGUAAUCACUUUGCUACAAUUUUGGGUAACUUCUUGCCUAUGAUCGGUUAUUGGAUUAGUAUGUACUUCAUCUUAUUAUUUGAAGAGAAUGUCAUCUUUAGAAGAUAUUUCUUGCACCUAUACACUAAGGAAUUUCCGGAGUUUUUGCAGCAGUCACCGGAUCAGUUAUCAGACCAAUCCUCAGAAGAGAUCAAUGUAUUGCAUAAGGAGGAUACAGGCUCAGAUACUGAACUGAAAUUUAAGGGUACGACUUCUAAGACCGCACAAGUGUUAAGAGAGAAGAUGAAGAUGCGUGAAAAGGCUACUAAUAUACAUACUCUAAAGCGUAAGCAUAUCCACACUAAGCACAGAUACAAUUGGGAUGAAUGGGACAAUCCAGAUGUUUUAACUCACGGUUACGCUGCCACAUUUGCUUUCCUAUGUGGUGUGGCCGGUGUUGUUGUUGGUAUGGCUCAAACCUAUUGGGUUGGUCCAAUUGCCAGAAAGCUAGGUGGACCAUAUGGUGGUGAUAUUGCCAUGUGGCUAAGUAUGGGAUUCAGCGGUAUUGUGUACCCAUGGCUCAGAUACUGGGAAUUGGUUAGAUAUGGUAGAUGA